AGAGCAAGAGAGCGAGAAUGCAGUGGUAAAAGACGAUUGGUUUUCUACGGCUUCCAGAAAGGCAUCCGCUGUCCUUCGCUUUUCCUGUGCCGACUGUAUUGCAGAAUGAAGGCAAAUGAACAUGCUUUCUUUCUGCCACUGGACUGACAUUAACUGUAAAUUUCCAGCAUCUGAUGCCUUGGCUUGCAGUUAGAAACCUUUUUUUCUCUCCGUACAAUUUUUUCCCAAACAAACGGUCUCCCUGUUCUGAAUCAGGUUGGCUUUCAUUGUCUUCUAUUUGCAGCUUGCGUAUGGACACAGAAGACCAAUCACAUAAUGCGGAUUACGCGACACAAUCACUUGCCAAUCCGUCAAUUGAGCAAACAUUUGCUAUACAACAAAACAUUGAUCUGGAGGAAUUAAAGCGCCCAACCGGGGAAAUAAACAGGUGGAACAGAGACACAUGGCAAGGACUCUUUCGAGACUAACAGAAAUUUCCUUUAAAUGUGGAUGGACAGCAAAGGAUUUUCCUCAAUUUUAUUCAUACCUCAGAAUGCAUAAUUCCGAGGUCUAGACCAUACUGUAACCUACUGUCUGAAAAUCCCAGACGGUGAAUUGCACUUCCACAAAUCAAAAAGGGAAGGAGGGAUCUGAUGCACACCAUUUGAGGAAGAAGCUUCUGUACAUGAACCAGGAUAUAUGCAAGAUAUAUACAUUAUGUUCCUUGCAUUGAUCUGAAGGACUAAGCCUCCUUUGCUGAGUUUUGUAACAUCAAAUCUACUUUUUUAAUGUUCUCUGCUAUUUCAGGUAGUAGUUAUUCAUGAUGUGCUCUAAAAAGCUAAAAGACUGUAUUUGAGUAAGCUAUACAUGUAAAAAAAAAAGAGUUUUGGUUUUUUUUUGCUUUGGUUUCUUAAUGGUCACCUAGAUAUUUGAUGGCCUAUACUUGCUUUACCUAUUGGGUGCAUCUGGUAGAUCUGCUUCGUGUUGACUUUACUAUCUCUCAGUUCACUGUAUGACUGUAUUUGCUUAAAGGGCUCUAAGACUCCACUACCAUCCCCAUGAGCCACUCAGGCACUUUGCAGCGACGAACCACCUACCUCAUCUCCCUCACUCUGGUCAAGGUUGAGGCUGUAGGGACUGAUGAUGGGACUGAGCCAACAAAAACAUUGGCUCCAACCACAGCCCCAGCCCUUUCCCAGGGCCUGGAACAUGGAGCAAAAACAAGGGAGGAGUUACAGGUGGAAGACAUAAGCACAGCUCCAGAGAUUGAGAAGAGCCCUGGAUGUUUUGAGGAGCAGAAGGUUGAGGUUAGGGGAUGGAAGUCAAAUAAUGAGAUGAAACCUGGGAGCAAAUUUGGAUGUGCAGUCAGAGCUCCACCACCGAAAGCCAAAGGGAUAAGCUGCCCUCUUGUCCUAAGUAAUUACAAGGACAGAGAACUUCACAGAGAGAUUAGGGCAGAGUCUUCUGCUAAAAUUUCCCCUGAUAAUGAAGAGAAGAGAAGUGACAUAAAAAGAACAGAAACAUCUAAGCCUGAUAUUUACAAAACAGAAUUUUACACACAAACACCAGAAAAGGCCUCAGAUGUCGUUGUGUCUAAUGGGGCUUCGGUACGUUCCAGCCUCCCAGUCCAUCUCAGUCAACGUCCUGAAGCCCUGCUGAGAGCUGCAGUAACUAUGAAUCGUCGUGAGCUCAAAGAGGCCAGCAAGAGCAUCUCCUCAUCUGCCAAGAGCUUGGACUGUCAGGUCAGAGAGCACUCGCCCCCAGUGACAAUCACUAUGACAAUGGGACCAUAUCGGGCCUCUUGGUCUGAAAGUGAGGGGAGAGGCAUGUACCAACGUAUUGGCAUAGAGCCUUUAAUGGUUGCAAAAGAAGCAUAUACAGGACCUGGGCUUGUAGCUCUGGAUAGUCCUCAGGUGGAAAAGCUUAGAACAAUAUCAACCUCACUCCCAGCCCCUGCCACACGGCCACCAAUGAAACCACAGCGAAAAGGCAAGAGCCGUACACUGGAUAACAGUGACCUGCACUUGCUUUCAGAGGACCUGAAAAAAGGAAAGGAGGCCCAGGUUGGAGCCUCAGCUGGACAGCGUGCUUCUACCCAUGCCUCAGGAAAAGACCGAAAAAUGCUGAAGUUUAUCAGUGGCAUUUUCACGAAGAGUACCCAGUCUCCUGCAACACCAGCAGUCCCUGCCACUCCAAUCCCUCUUCACAGACCCAUGCAGAGAGGGUCCAGUGAGGAAGAAGCGGCCUGUGCUGCAAGCCAAGAAUGGAUGUUGAGUCACACCAUUCAAGAGCUGCAUCUGGGAAUUCUAGGCAGUCUGCGCAGUGGAAAAUCAUCAUUGGUGCAUCGUUACAUGACUGGCAGCUACCUGCCAUUUGAGAGUCCUGAAGGGGGCGUGUUUAAGAAGGAAGUGCUCAUUGAUGGACAGAGCCACAUCUUAUUUAUCAGAGAGGAGCCUAGCCUUCCAGAUGCACAGUUCUUCAGUUGGGUAGAUGGUGUGAUCCUCGUCUUCAGUCUGGAAAAUGAGAGCAGUUUUCUGGAAGUAUACAACAUCUAUAGGCAGCUGGGAAUUCAUUGCAAUAUUGCUGAACUCCCCUUCAUUGUAGUUGGCACUCAGGAUAAAAUAACAAGCACCAAUCCACGUGUAAUUGAUGAUGCUCGUGCCAGACAGCUAUGCUCAGAUGUCCACCGCUGCACCUACUAUGAGACCUGUGCCACCUAUGGUCUAAAUGUAAAUCGGGUGUUUACAGAAGCUGCACAGAAAAUAGUUACUAUGAAGAGGCAGUUGGCUCUCUAUGCUUCUUGCAAAUCUCUACCAAACUCUCCCAAUCACUCUGGUGUGUCCACCCCAGUCUCUGUAGCUUUUCCUGUACAAACCAGUAAUGGUGGUCAGAGCAGUGACUACUCAUCCCUGCCCUCCACCCCUGUGAUCGGUCAUAAGCAUGUUGGUGGAACAUCAGGAGGGGAGAAUCUGGGCACUGCUACCCCCAUAUGUCUGAGAAGUGGACAUGGGCGAACUUCACGAUUCACAGUUCGUCGGGGUAGUGACUCAGACAGGAGAAGUGUUGACAGCAAAGAUUUUGGCGUUGGGCAAGUAAUCCCAAUCAAGCAGAGUAUCCUGCUCAAACGCAGUGGGAAUUCCCUCAAACAGGAAUGGAAGAAGAAAUAUGUAACUUUGUCAAACAAUGGAAUGCUAUCAUAUCAUUCCAGUGUCAGUGACUAUAUGCAGAAUGUUCAUGGGAAAGAUAUAGACCUCCUGCAUGUGACAGUCAAGGUUCCAGGAAAGCGUCCCCCAAGGGCAGCCCCAGCAGCUGGACCACUGCCUGGACUGAAUGGACUAGGUCAAAACAGAUCAGGACCGGAGAUAACCAGUCCAGCUGCUGCCUUUCCAAGCAGUCUCUUAACUGUGGAGGAGGGUACAGGAGACAUUAACCCUGGAGGUCAUAGAGCUGCGCAGUGUACACCAUUUUCACUCCAUAGUAAAGUUCAGAGUAUUGAGAGUGAAGGAAUACUGGGUCAAUCACUGAUAAAAGACUCCAGUACAUCACCAAUGAUUGACAGGAAGAAGCAUCGGAGGAAGAAGAGUAUGAAUCAACGGGGGGACACUGUAGCAGGACCAGCUGAAGCCAAACGCAAAAUGUGGAAAUUAAAAAGCUUUGGUAGUUUAAGAAACAUAAACAAGACAGAUGAUGAGAACUGUGAAUUCCAGAUCGUUUCAAGCACAGGGCAGACAUGGCACUUUGAGGCACAGAGCCCAGAGGAACGUGAUGCUUGGGUGCAGGCCAUCGAGAGCCAGAUCCUUGCUAGUCUGCAGUCCUGUGAGAGCAGCAAAAACAAGGCAAGAAGGAACAGCCAGAGUGAGGCAUUUGCAAUUCAGGCCAUUCGUAAUGCUAAAGGAAACAGCUUCUGUGUGGACUGUGACGCUCCUAAUCCAACUUGGGCAAGUCUAAACCUUGGAGCACUGAUAUGUAUUGAGUGCUCAGGGAUCCACAGGAACCUGGGGACUCAUUUGUCCCGUGUGCGCUCACUGGACCUGGACGACUGGCCUUGCGAGCUUACUCUAGUGCUCAUGGCCAUUGGCAAUGAAAUGGCCAACAGCAUCUGGGAAAGUCGAACAAAAGGUCAUCACAAGCCUUGUCCUGAUGCCACACGGGAGGAACGGGAGUUAUGGAUUCGAGCCAAAUACGAGCAGAAACUCUUUGUGGCCCCACUCUCUGCAUUAAAUGAUGGCUCAGACUCCCUGUCUGUACGCCUCUGUAAGGCUGUGAUAGACAGGGACCUUCCCAAACUACUCUUCCUACUGGCACAUAGUAGUAAGGAAGAGAUUAAUGCUCCUCCUUCCUAUGUGAUGCGCUAUGGCAAUGGAGCACUCCAUGAAUCACACUCCGCCCUCCAUGCCGCUUGCUAUCUUGGAGAUGUUGUCAUGACACAAUUGUUAAUUUGGUAUGGUAGUGAUGUGAAGUGCAGAGACAGUCUCAGCCAGACGGCCCUUGCCCUUGCCCGGCGUGCUGGGAGUCAGGUGUGUGCAGACAUUCUCUUACAGUAUGGCUGCCCCAGUGAGAUCAGCCCCAUCACCUCCACCUCACCCACUAAUUCACCCUCUGGAGCCACUAGUCCCAGCCUCUCCCGCAACAGUAGCUGUGCAAGUCUUAGUCGAUCCAGCUCCAAAAGACCCAUGUCAUAAUGUUACCAGGUGUGGGAGUACGGAAGAGGGGUGCCAUACAAUACCACUCCUAGAGCAGCCUGACGUUAAGGGCACAAUGACAAUGUCCACUAGUAAUAGGUCAACACCCUUUGGUGCCCAUCCUAAACCACCUCCAUGCCAUCAGUAUUGUUAUCCUAAAUGUAAACAUUUGACACAUUGCCACACAAUUUGUGUAAUUGUAUUUGUUAAU
Messenger RNA from Electrophorus electricus (electric eel), 4872 nucleotides. Its product is annotated as arf-GAP with GTPase, ANK repeat and PH domain-containing protein 1. Gene Ontology annotation, biological process: negative regulation of neuron apoptotic process; activation of GTPase activity. Gene Ontology annotation, cellular component: nucleus. The record is from RefSeq and is a predicted model, not a curated record. Gene Ontology annotation, molecular function: GTPase activity; GTP binding; GTPase activator activity. NCBI's taxonomy places the organism in Eukaryota, Metazoa, Chordata, Actinopteri, Gymnotiformes, Gymnotidae.